CGUGAUGAAAACUUUUUACAUCAGCAGUCAAAAUGGAAGAUUUUUCGAGUUUCUUGUGUUUAUUUACUUUUCUUUGUGUGUUAAAUUUCCUUUCUGGUGUUGAAAUAGUUAACGUUGAAAGUGAAGUAACAAAAGAAUGUUACGGAACACAUGUUGGUUUUGGAAUGUCUGGUAACCAGGACGACCAUUACGAAUCCAUCCGCAGGAGAUUCAAAGACUGCACACACGUGGAAGGAAAUCUAGAGAUAACUCAUGUAGACAAGGCCAUUAACUCUUCCUAUGACAUUAGUUUCCUGUCUUCAAUCAAAGUAGUGACUGGUUAUGUUUUACUGGGAUUGUUAGAAGUACAAACUAUUCCACUCAUCAACUUACGAUUGAUCAGAGCAGACAGCACCUAUAACAUAAUGGGUGAAGAAUACGGCCUUGUGGUGGCCUUGACCUCCGAAGCCGGAAAUGACCCUAAACGUGUAGGACUCCGUGAACUUCAGUUACCAUCACUGUUAGAAAUCUCCAAAGGAAAGGUAUUUUUCGCACAAAAUCCUCAUUUGUGUUACAUUGAUACAAUAGACUGGGGUUCCAUUGUUCCUGAUAACGACCGACCUGUGAAAUAUGGCGAACUGGCAUAUUCUGAUAAUUGUGAAAAGGAGUGUGACCCUGAGUGUGAAGUUGAUGGAAUAAAUCGUUGUUGGGGAGAAUCUAGAUUUAUGUGCCAGACAGUGCGGAGCUCACAUUGUCAUUCUUCCUGUCCAGGCCGUUGCUAUGACAGUUAUAUAUUAGGUUGUUGCCAUCCAGAAUGUGCUAUCGGAUGUUAUGGACCAAGUGAUUCUGAUUGCGAGAUGUGCAAGUAUUUCCAGUUUGGUGAUCGAUGUGUUCCUAGCUGUCCCGCAGAUGCACGUAGAAUAGGGCAAGAAUGUAUAAUGCCAUAAAAGACAGACAUUACAAGGGAGACAAUUCUCAGUGCAAAUCGAUUUUUUUUUUUUCUUGUAUGAGAACCAUACAGCGGAAGCAGUUCACCCCGUCAAAUUGUUUUCGCAGAAGUUGUAAAAUGGUAUCUGUAAAAUAAAGCAAAAAUUUAAAGACAUAUGGAGCGAUUGGUUGUAAAAACGAGACAGUAAAGGCUGUAUAUAUACGUACACGUAAACUCAUAUAGAUUUGUAUGUUUUAUCUUAGUUUAUUAUUGUUGUGAAAUGUAUAUAUAAUAUAUCAGGGAUAUACUAUUCAAAAUGGACCCAAACAUUGUUGUAGAAAGUAUUAAAGUAUUUUUGAAGUUUCA
Messenger RNA from Mytilus californianus (California mussel), 1273 nucleotides. RefSeq names its product epidermal growth factor receptor-like. The transcript has 6 exons. The record is from RefSeq and is a predicted model, not a curated record. The coding region runs from base 33 to 926 and encodes 297 amino acids. Lineage: Eukaryota; Metazoa; Mollusca; Bivalvia; Mytilida; Mytilidae.